Molecule: messenger RNA, 1869 nt
Organism: Spodoptera littoralis (African cotton leafworm)
Lineage: Eukaryota; Metazoa; Arthropoda; Insecta; Lepidoptera; Noctuidae
Source: the annotation of a GenBank genome assembly
UUUUAAUCGGACGAGCAGUGAAAAAAAUUAUUAUGAGCAAUGUUUAAGUGCCUGUUUAAGUUUUUGUCAUUUACCUUGGCUGUUUGGAUAGUAUCGUUACUAGCUAUUAUAAGAGAGUACAGGGCACAUAACAGAGUAGUGUUCAGUGUUAAGAAUGAUUUAUAUGAACAAGCAUUGGAAAAAUUUCGAAGGAAAGAACCGAUGAAUAGAACUUCAGAGUUUCAAACAUGGCAAUUACUUCCCGUCCAAAGCACUGGAUUAUCAAAUGGGGAGAUGAGGAGUAUUAUAAAAGGCUAUAAAUACCCACCAGGUGCUAAUGGUAGACCAGUAAUCCUAAAUGAUCAUUUAAGGUAUUAUAUUCGACAAGAAAUUUAUAAGGGUUGGAGAGACCAAGGUUUUAAUAGUUUUGUUAGCGAUUUGAUCCCAACCAACCGGACCUUAGCAGAUCCUAGAGGAGAUUGGUGCAAGAAGCAAAACUUUUCGUCAGACUUACCUAAAGCUACGGUUAUAAUCUGCUUCUACAAUGAAGCAUGGUCCACAUUGAUGAGAACAAUAUCAUCAGUAAUGAACAGGAGUCCAUCACAUUUGUUAGAAGAAGUUAUAUUAAUUGACGAUUUUUCAAAUAUGGACCACCUCAAAAAGAAAUUAGAGGACUAUGUACGGAAAACACCAAAAAUAAAAUUAAUUCGUACAACUAAACGUGAAGGGCUUAUUAGAGCAAGAUUGUUACCAAUAAAGGAUGUGAAGACACCUGUUAUUAUUUAUCUUGAUAGUCAUUGUGAAUGUGCUGACGGAUGGCUGGAACCUCUGCUAGAAUGUAUCAAAGAAAACCCAACUCGAGUAGUAAGUCCAGUAGUCGACCAUAUUCAUGAUACAACUUUCGAAUACAUUGCACAAACAAUUGACGACCUUCGAAUCGGUGGAUUUAAAUGGGAUCUCAAAUUCGACUGGAUUGGUGUACCAAGAUCAGUAAUCGAAAAACGAAGUAACAUCUAUGCUCCUAUAGCCACUCCAACUAUUUCUGGUGGCCUCUUUGCUAUACACAAAGACUUUUUCAAAAAACUCGGCUACUAUGACGAAGGACUUGAAAUAUGGGGAGCAGAAAAUUUGGAACUGUCUUUCAAGACUUGGAUGUGUGGUGGUUCUUUAGAAAUAGUGCCCUGCUCCCACGUCGGCCAUGUUUUCAAAAAGAACAUAUCGUCUGCGUUUCCUGCGCAGGAAACUAUAAGAAGAAACCUCGUGCGGUUGGCGAAGGUCUGGCUUGAUGAAUACGCGAAAUAUUUUUAUGAACGAAUCGGUAAUAAUUUAGGAGACUAUGGCAAUGUGUCUUCACGGAUAGCACUUCGCAAGGAAAUGAAUUGUAAAUCGUUUAAAUGGUAUCUAGAUAAUAUUUAUCCACAAUUGGAAGUGCCUGAUAAAAAUAUUGCUAGUGGUGAAAUUCUUAGUAUUGGCAGCCCUGGUAUAUGCUUAGAUGCUUACAUAAUAUCCAGGGAUCGUUAUGGUGACACUGUUAAACUAUUGCCAUGUCAUUUUCAAGGCGGUAAUCAGUUCUGGAUGUACAGUUUACAAGGUGAAAUAAAACACGACUAUCUAUGCCUGGACUAUUUAUUUAAUACAAUCACAUUAUUUUUCUGUCGCGACUCUGCUUCACAAGUUUGGUUGUACAAUGACAAAACCCAGACUAUAAGACACAAGCAGACUAAAAAAUGCUUGAAUGUCGGAAAAUUCCCAGAAGGCUUGAAGGUAGUGUUAUCGCAAUGCUCGCAUUCAUCAUCACAGAAAUGGGUCAUGGAACAUUUUAAUCCUGAAAAACUUACUCCAGUAAUGCGGAACGAAAUAACCCAAUGGUACAAUAUGACGAUAUUGUAA